Petromyzon marinus (sea lamprey) is the source of this 10562-nucleotide messenger RNA. The record is from RefSeq and is a predicted model, not a curated record. NCBI's taxonomy places the organism in Eukaryota, Metazoa, Chordata, Hyperoartia, Petromyzontiformes, Petromyzontidae.
CUCAACUUGGCACGCCGGGUGACAACUUGGCACGCCGGGAGACAACUUGGCACGCCGGAUGACACUCGACUUGACACGCGGAGAGACACAGAGGGGCGCCGAGUGAGAGAAGCGAAUGAGAGGGAGAGCGUGUGAGGAGGAGGAGGAGAGGAGGAAGGGAGAGCGAGUGAGCAGGAGGAGGAGAGGAAGGGAGAGCGAGUGAGGAGGAGAGAGAUGCGAGACACAGACAGCCCGAGGGAGAUUCGGUGAAGACACAACUCGCCAUCGUCGUCUUCAUCUCGACUGCCCACAGAGGAGGAGCGUGCCGCUGGCGGAUGGUGAUGAUGGUGACGAUGGUGACGAUGAUGGAGGAAUUGAAGCGUUUUCUGAUGAUGAUGAUGGUGGUGGUGGUGAUGAUGCUCGCGUCUGCUUCGGAGUCCGGGCGGCUUCUGUCUCUUAACUCUCCUCCCUCUUCAUCUCCCUGACUCCGCCACACUGGGAGAGGCAGAGAGAGAGACGCGGGGAGAGGCAGAGAGAGACGCGGGGAGAGUCGCGGGGAGCGCGGUGGCGUGGACUGAGGAUAACCACAACAACAACAACCACCACCACCACCACGUGGUGGCUAUGAAGACGGCAGGAGUUUAAGGAUGUGACCGGGGAAGUCAAGAGGACAGGACACGUGGGCGGGGAGAGUCGACGUUGACUUCAGCAGCAGUCAAGGCCACGUGGAUUCUACCUCAUCUGUGCACCUCCGAAGAGGACUUCCCCGUCUCUUACCCCGUCUCUUACCCCGUCUCUUACCUCUUACUCCGUCUCUUACCUCGUCUCUUACCCCGUAUCUUACCUCUUACCUUGUCUCUUACCUCGUCUCUUACCUCUAACUCCGUCUCUUACCUCGUCUCUUACCCCGUCUCUUACCUCGUCUCUUACCCCGUCUCUUACUCCGUCUCUUACCUCGUCUCUUGCCUCGCCUCUUACCCCGUCUCUUACCCCAUCUCUUACCCUGACUCUUACCCCGUCUCUUACCUCUUACUCCGUCUCUUACCCCGUCUCUUACCUCUUACCUUGUCUCUUCGUCUCUUACCCCGUCUCUUACCUCUUACCUUGUCUCUUACCUCGUCUCUUACCUCUUACUCCGUCUCUUACCCCGUCUCUUACCCCGACUCUUACUCCAUCUCUUACCUCGUCUCUUACCCUGACUCUUACCCCGACUCUUACCCCAUCUCUUACCUCGUCUCUUACCCUGACUCUUACCCCGUCUCUUACCCCAUCUCUUACCUCGUCUCUUACCCUGACUCUUACCCCGUCUCUUACCUCGUCUCUUACCUCUUACGCCGACUCUUUACCUGUCCACCCGUCCCACCAUCGACCCGCUAAAACCGCCUCGCCCGAGCGCAGCCCCCGACUCGCACGGAGAAGUGUGGAUGCUAAAGAUUUUAAACAUUUAACCUCUUUUGUUUGUUAUCUCCACGACGACGACGAUGGUGGUGGUGGUGGUGGCGGCGGCGACGAUGCACGAGGCCGCGGACAACUCAAACCGCGCGCGCGCGCACACCCUCAGUAUGGUGGCCAGGACCCACGGCAGCAGCAGCAGCGCCAUCCUCGUCCGGGGCCUCCGAGGCCUGCGUCCACUUUGAGAUUCGCCUGUGAGUGGAAGCGCCGGCGCCCAGGGGCAGUUUCAAAAAUGAGCGUCGCCGAUUCGUGGACGUUGGGCCCCAGCCCUCACGAGGCCUGGGUUCAUCAUGGCCAGCCACACGGCACUGAGUACGUCGGCAUCCAACAACAACAACAGCAGCAUCAACAACAGCAACAACAACAGCAGCAGCAGCAGCACGCGUGGGCGAUCGGCGAGGGGCGGCUGCCGGCAGAUUCGUACCCGAGCCCUCUCGCUGCCCCCAACCCUGGUGGUUAUGAGUUCGCCUCCAUGCCCGCGACUUCCUGCGUCAACGCUGAAUAUUUUGGGAUCCAGCCGCAGCCGCAGCAGCAGCAGCAGCAGGGGCCGCUGUUUUCGGGGUACAUGUCGGCUAUCGGUGACCAUUAUGAACCCAUAAUGAACGCUUUUGAAGGGGGUCUUACUGAGCAGCAGCAGCAGCAGCAACAGCAGCAGCAGCAGGGCCUGCUGUUCUCCAGGGGUGGGUCGCAGCCGGGCGGCUACGGCGCGGCGUUCCCCCACGAAUCCUCCGUCUACGACGAGUUUGGCUCCAUCUCCGUCGCGCCGGCCUUCCCGGGGCCCGGUUCGACCCCGGGCCCGGCCGCCAACCAGGCUCAGGGCCCCGGUCCCGGCGCCACCGUGGGUCCGGCAGAGCUGCAGCAGCAGCAGCAGCAGCAACAGCAGCAGCAGCAGCCGCCACCUCCCACCUUUGACAUGAACGAUGCUCAAGGGCAUUUCCCCGCAGCCCCGGCUGCCCCUGCGCCUCCCACCCAGGGCAGGGGUAGGCCCCGGAAGGGCAAGGCGGCGGCGGCGGCUGCUGCUGCUGCUGCUGCUGCUGCCGCCGCCGCCGCCGCCGCUGCCGCCAACGCUCCGGUGACGCCGUCGGUGACAGGAGGAGGCGGAGGUGGGCCCGGUGGUGGCGGUAGGGAGAUGAUUCCCGCGGCCGCUUGGACUGAUGUCACUGCCUACGAGCAUCAUCAUCAGCAGCAGCAGCAGUUGAAUGCACUUCACCAAAACACGCAGCAGCAGCAGCAGCAGCAGGAGUCGUCCUCGUAUCUCUUGGGAGCUCCCAGCCGGGCGCCGCUGCUGCACCAGCACCUUGUGCAGUACGAGCGGGGGCCUCACAGCGCGCUGAGGAUGAGAGGGGGCGUGGGGGGGCUGUACCCGCCCAGGGGGGGUGUGGACGCGUUACAGACGCACCUCGCCGAAUACCCGCACCAGCAGCAGCAACAGCAGCAGAGUCAACAGCAGCAGCAGCAGCACAUGCACUUGCAGCAGCAGCAGCAGCAUUUUGGACAUGCGGCCAAAAGGGCACGGUCGGAAUUCUACCCCCACGGUGGUGUCGGGGAACAGGGCCCGUGGCUCGGCUCGGGGAUGGCGCCGUCACCUCACCACCCAGCUCACCACCACCCUCCCCAUCACCCUCACCCUCACCACCACCACCAACACCAUCAGCACCAUCAGCAGCCUUCGGCGUACGGCGAGGCUGUGCCGCCCCUUUCUCACUCCGCAUUCCCGGCGCGGUUAAGUCCAUCCGCGUCGGCCCACCAUCAUCCUCACCAUCAGCAGCAGCAGCAGCAGCCUCAACAUCCACACUCUCAGCAGCACCACCACCACCAGCAGCAGCAGCAGCAGCAGGCGGCUGCUGCUGCUGCUGGGCUGGGAUUCGGUUUCCGCAAGCAGAAGGUCGCGAGUGGCACGGCCGGCGCUCACUGUGGCGCCGUCUACCCAACGCUCACCCCUCCGCCUCCUGCACCUCCUCCUCCACCGCCACCUCCUCAACCGCCGGCGUCGGCGGCGGCGUCGGCGGCGUCGUUGCUUCCGGAGCAGCAGGCGCACAACAACAACAACAACAACGGGCUGACCCAGCACGGCUUCCAGGGCCGGCCGUGGCCCCUGCCCAGUGACAUGCUGCCCCGCAAGGGGAAGUUACUCUUGGCCGAAUCGGCCAAAGGCGCAGUGCACGGAGGCGCCGGCGUGGGUAACAACGGCGGCGGCGGCGGCGGCGCUAUCGGUGGUGUUGUGUGCGACUCCAUUCAGCAGCAGCAGCAGCAGCUGUAUGCUCAGCAACAGCAGCAGCAUCAGCAACAGCAGCAGCAUCAACUCCUUGGGGGGUCUGUCUUACCAGCAGGCCUGUCCAACCUCCACUUUGGGCAGCAGCAGCAGCUGGAACAGCAAAUGCAGAGCAGCCGUUGUGGUCAGCUGAGUCUGGAGAGCCUCCGCAUGCAGCAGCAGCAGCAGUUUAUGCCACAGAUGGGGCCGCUGUCGGCGAUGAUGCACAGUGAGAUGUGCAUCCCGAGCAAGAUGAGUCCCAGCCUGUACGCGGCACAUCACCACCACCACCACCAACAACAACAUCAACAACAACAUCAGCAACAUCACCAUCACCACCACCAGCAGCAGCAGCAGCAACAGCAGCAGCAGCAGCUCGAGUUUGCAAUGCUGCGCCGCUCGCCACACUUAAGGAAUAUGCAGCAGCAGCAGCAGGGCGGCGCGUGCUACCCGGGCACGCAGGCCGGCAUGGCGAUGGCCCCGCACGGCUGCAGGGCCGUGCCGCACGCCCAGCCCAUGGGCGGCAAGUUUGGCGGAACGCUCGCCCUGGGGGCGCUGGCGCUCGGGAACGCCGACGGCAAGGACGCCGCGGCCAUCGCCGGCGGCGGCGGCAACGGCGGCAACGGCGGCAACGGCGGCGGCGGCGGCGGCGGCGGAGCGGCAGCGGGCGGGGGAGCGGGUGGAGGUGGUGGAGCGGCAGGCGGAGGCGGAGGAGGUGCAGGUGGAAUGUCGUCGUCUUUCGGGCAGAGCUGCCUGGCCGCUCUGUCCACGGCGUGCCAGAACAUGAUCGCCAGCCUCGGGGCGCCCAGCCUCAACGUCACCUACGGCAAGCGGCAGCAGCAGCAGCAGCAGCAGCAGCAGGCCGGCGGUGCCGGCGGUGCCGGCGGCGGCGGCGGCGGCGGGACGCCGUCGGGCGAAGGGAAAGGCAGAGGAGAGCAGGAAGCCCUUGGCGGUGGCGGAGACUUCGUGCCCCUGUCGUGCGCCGUGGAGACCGAGUCUCCGGCUCACGGCGGCACCGCCACGACCCCGACGGGAGCUCACCAGCAGGAGGGCGCCGGCAACGCUCACACGCCCACUCAGCACGGAGACGCCGGCGGGGGACUCCUCUCCUCGCCGGCUGACCGAGCCCCAGGGACACUUACUGCUGCUGCUGCUGCUGGCGGUGGAGGAGGUGGAGGAGGAGGUGGAGGAGGAGGAGGUGGAGGAGGAGGAGGAGGAGGUGGAGGUGGUGGUGCAAGCGGUGGGAUCGGGACGUCGUCCGGACGAGGAGGAUCUGAGAUCGUGACCACGGGGAGAGGGAGAGGCAGGGGUCGUGGCCGAAGGAAAAACAACAACAACAUCAACAACAUCAUCAGUCACGGAGGAGGCGGCGGCGCUACUGGUACCGUAGCUACAACUUCAAAGGCAGCAGCAGCAGCAGCCACAUCAACAUCCGCAUCACAGAAUUGCAGUCCGGGUCUCAGAAACACUGCGACUCCUCGUGGCGGGGGCGGUAGUGUCGGCGAUUCGUCCGCUUCAACGUCCUCCCAGAUCCCGCAGUCGUCGUCGUCGUCAGCAGCUCCGCCGCCGUCGGCCGCGUCGGCGGCGCCCAGCACGGAGGCCUGCAUCUCGUCACCCGGCGGCGGCUGGGCCUCGGGCCACCCGGACCUGCCGGCGCUGGGGGACAAGCAGACCGACCUGCUGCUGGCGUCCCUCGACAGCGGCAUCCAGAGCCUGUCGCCGCCCAGCGAUGCCUCGCCCCUCCUUGAGUUCUGCCCGGACCCCUGCGCCAUCGACGGCGUCAUCUCCUCCGUGGCGCUGUCGGCGGGGGGGCCGCCGCCGCCGGGUGGAGGCCCUCCCGGCGGCGCUCCUCCUGCUGCUGCCGCCGCUGCUCCCGCCGCCGCCGGUGCUUCCGCCGGACCGUCGUCAUUAUCGGCAUCUUCUUCUGCCCUUCCUCCUCCACCGCCUCCUCUUCCGCCGCAAUCUUCGUCGUCAUCCGCCGGCGGCGUGGGCGGCGGUCCUCCUCACUCGACCGAGAUGGGGAUGACCUCGCCAGGUGAGCAGCAGUCGUCGGGGCAAAUUCGAGUUCAGUCGAAUGACGUUCUUCUACAGCAGCAGCAGCAGCAUCAGCAGCAUCAGCAGCAGCAUCACCAGCAUCAUCAUCAUCAGCAGCAGCUUCUCCAACAUCAGCAUCAACUGCAACAGCAGCAUCAUCAACUCCAUCAUCACCAGCAGCAGCAGCAGCAGCAGGGCAAUCAGAUGUCUCCGAGUGGACAUCACAGAGGAGUGAUGUCUGGACAGAUGGCGAGUGAUCAUCACACGCAGCAGCAGCAGCAGGGACAUCACCUAUCGCUACAGCAGCAGCAGCAGCACACGAGGAGAGUGUACGGGAUGACGACGUCAUCAGCGUCGUCCGUGAUGGAGACCUCAGCCCCGUCAGACCACCACCUGCAGCCUCCUCAAGACGGAGCAAUGUCCUCGUCGUCAAACUCCUCGUCCUCCACCUCCUCCUCCUCGUCGUCCUCCUCGUCUUGUCCCUCGUCCUCGUCGUCCACGCCCGGAGUCGGCGGGGGAGGCGGUGGCGGCGGCUCGCCGUGGUUCGUCCACGCGGCUGACAAGGGCUCGCUGGCCACCUCGGGGGGCCUGGGUUGGCACCCGGUGCCCGGGAUGCACUGCGGAGGAUUUGGAAGUCAAGGGAGUUCGGCCGACGGGCUGGUGGACGAGGGGAUGACGUCACUGCGCAACGGCCUGAGGAGUCUGGCCGAGAUCCCCGGUCGCCUCUGAAUUCGACGGCGCUCCCCAAGUUGGAGUCCCUCCACGCCAGGAUGACUUCGGCCAACGCCACGCCGCGGCCUGCGGGACUACCUGCCGGGCCUUCGACCCUCCUCAGGCCUGCAGUACCUCCACGGCACUUUGGGCUCUUUGAACCUUUUUUGUGAGGCCUUCAACUAGGGCCUACUGCUAGGCCUUCCAGUAGGCAAGGUCUUCUGUGGACCUUCAUAAAGCCCUCGCUUGGGAUUUAAAUGGACCGUCGCGGGACCUUCCAUAGGCCUUCCAAGAGACCUUCAUGAGACCUUGUUAGGGCCUUUUCUAGACCUUAAACAUCGACCUUCACACCUGCAAUAGGCCAUCCACAUUCAUUCAAGAGGCUUUUUAAAAACACUCGCUUGGGCCUUCAACGGACCUGUACAAACGUUGCUUAGGCCUUCAUGGGCCUUCUCUGAGCCUAAUGCGGGCCUGCGGGAGGCCUUCACAAUGCCCAUAUUGUGUUUGGAAAUGAGAAUCUGCAGUGAAAACUGUUUUUCAUCGUCGUUUUACGAUCGUACGUUUUGCUUUUUUCCGAAGCACAUUUUUGUUGAAGGUACGAAGAAUAAUAAAUUGCACCUGGCGUCCCCUGAUGAUAGAAGAUGCGACAACGACGGCGACGACGGUCCUGCUACCUCUUAAUUUCAAAGUUCGAAAUAAUUAAAGAUGUCGAAUGCAGCGAAGGAACGGAGGAACAACGGCACGGGGCGGCUUUGCGCUCCGCUACACAGCGCGGCACCGUAGGCGACCGAGAGCGUGGGCUGUGGGGCGACGGUGGAUGCGCUGGGACUCGGCCACGUUCUCACGUCCGCUCUAGUCCCAGGCCUCGUGCAGUCGGUGGCGAGGGGGGUGGCGUGGGGGGGGGGGGUUAACGAUGCAAUCUCAAAUCACGAUAAAAUAAAUCCAACUUUAAAAGUAUAUUUUUUGAAAACCGCCCCCUCCGUGUAAGCGUUCGAAAACCCGGUUGGCAGGUUUGCGAGGCAUGGCGUUCGUUCGUACGGCUGUCUAACCCCAUGGCCGGGUUUACUAUGACGACAUAUUUGAUACUGUCGGCAACCCACAGCGGUGAUCGGUAAAGUUUGCAAAACCGCCUCCUCCUGCUCGGGCGAAACUCGCUGAAAACGAACGCAGAUUAACAAUGCUGCUGCUGCUGCCGUUCAGCCGGACACGGACAGAAGGGAGUAGGAGCAGCGACGGUGACGUCACUUUGACUCCACCCGAUACGUCCCUGGAGGGCGUGGGGACACUCCACCGACGGGAGGGUGCGAGGGCGUGUUGGCGUUUGAACGCCCCCCCCACCCCGCCACCCGUCAUCGUCGAUGCGUCAACGAUCAUCGCUUGUGGUUGCAUUGAGGGCAGACGGUCAAGCAUCACGCCACGCGAUUACAGAGCCCCGGCCGCCGAAGUGGGAAUAGCGACGAGUUCUACACCUGGCCAGGGAUCAACUCGUCCCACCGCCGUCGGCAGCGGCGGUCCUGUGUUUGUAACUGGCGCCUGCCCUAGGGAACGUGGAGUUUCCACCGUUGGCUCAGGGCGGUUUGACGGGGAGGAGUGUCACACCGCACUCGUCGGAACGCUUUUGACUUUUGAUCCGGGUUUAAAGGAAAUGGAGUUUUUAGUUGUUGUUGCUGAGAUGGAACGGUCGAUAAGUUGGUCGCCUAUCGGUACUUUUAAUGCGUACGAUCACAGACUAGAGUGAGUCUUCUGUUUCGUUGAAUGGAGUGCGUGCGGUUUAACAGAUGAUGAUUAUUAUACCUCAGUGGGAAGGGGAAUUGUGCGUCACGUGCUGUUUAUCACCCCUCCCCCAGGCGCGCGCGUUGCGAGCGCGCCACCAAACGCAAAGUCACGAAACAAAAGCAAGCAAGCGUUCAACUGGACAAAACAAGCGACACAAACAAGAUUUUGUUGCGUUUUGGCCCCAGCGGAUUUAAGGCGGGUGACUUCCACGAGUCGCUGUCAAGUGAUUAUUUUUGUUAAAUGGCGGCGGCGCCCCGUCAAGACGGCACCACCACGUUAAUCUCGCCCGAUUCGACGACGGCAUUGCCACCGCCCUAGCCGCCUCUCACUUGUGAACGGCAGCCGCCCGCGUGAACUUGUGUUGAAUGGCGACGUCACGUGACUUUAAAGUGGCUCCACCAUGUGACCUAUUACCCCCUGCCCUCACCCCCACACCCCCAGCACGUUAUUUGUUUUUGUUGAAUUCCCUUCUCGACUGCAAAACCCACGUAGUCUAAGCAGCUCGUGUGGAUGGUGUCACGUGACCUCUCCCUGCUGCUGCCCCCCCCCUGCCCCACGUGACUGCUCCCGUGUGCGGCGUCGUAGCCCGCGUGGCACGCGCGAGGGACCGUUACCGUGGAGACGGAUUUGAAGCAAGGAGCCACGUGACGGCGAUCGCUUUGUGACGACGCCCCCCACACCGCCCACCCCCUCCCCCACCCUCGCGCUGACGCCAUUUUGUUUUGCGAUCGCAACGUUGGGUUUUUACCGAGAGAAAAGAGUGUUUCGUUUGAUAUUAUCACUUAGAAUAUACGGUUUUUAAUGAACUUUUUAAAAUGAUUACUUCUUUCGUUUUUGAGUUUUUACCUUUCAACAAAAAUAUAUAUAUAACUUUUGACCUGUGCGGCGGCGCACGGGAAAAUGCAGUAAAAAUGGCUCGGAACAUUUACCUUUUAAAAAUGGCAGGCGAAGAAUAUCGAUUACAAUUUUUUGUUGUGCGCCAGAGGGGGGUGACGGGGGGAGGGUGCCGGGGGGGGGGUUGCAGGGUGGACAAAAAAAAUCGGCGCUAAAAGUCCGCUCGCUCUUUGUUACUUUCUACUUUGGGAGAAGAGACGGACGUUUUAAAGGGAAAAUAAAAACACGCUCAAUGAAGGGAUUAAAUGUUGUAUAUUAGUAUAAACACAAUCGCAAAAAGGAAAAAAAAACACGUUCGAGAACUGUUUUAAAAGUACACAAAAAAUUACAACAUUAAUAAUGUACAGUAUCUGACCGCGAAGAUGAGGCCGCACGCGCGGGAAUCCGUUUCCUUUUUUACAGACUUUAAUUCAAUCGAUGUGCAAAUGCGUUGUGUGUGUGCGCGCGAGUGUACACAGGAUAACAACACAGUGCAUCUAACACAGAAUAACACGGUGUACAUUGGCCGCGGCCUCGGUGUACAUAACGGACGGAGCUGCCCGCAAAAUUAUUUUUUCUAUUUUUCUUUAUUGUUAUCGUUGUUGUUAUUAUUAUUAAUAAUAAUUUUGCUGUGUAAACGAGGACGUCGUCAAGGUAAUGACACGUCGGGGGAUGGGGGGGGGGGUACAAACCCCACAUGGUCUGUGUGUUCCGUGUUACUUUUCCUUCAGUCAACUUCAUCAGAAAUGUUGCAAACGAGAGGAGGAGGGGGGGAACCCAUCUGGUCCAUCUGGCAAUUUUCCGUGUUCAUUUUCGACAUUGUGAGAAAAUUUGGAAACCCAAAAUUUGGAAAACGUCAAGGGAGAAUCUCGCCAACGUCCGCCGUGAACCGGGACGGGCACCGUAGGAGUAUUAUCUAUCAAUAUGUUUGUGUUACCGUCACACUACGCCCCUCCCCCUACCCGCCAGUAUUAAUCGGAGGUGGCCGCUUGAAUUCGAACCGCAAAAACGUCCGCAGCAAGUGUAGCGGGCAGCUGGGCUACAGCUGGGUACAGGUUACCACCACGUUGGGGGGGGGGGGGGCACGAUGGGAAGAGGAGGUGGUGCGAGAUGAACUGAGCUGCGUGUGAGAGUGUUGUUGGCAGGAGACGCAGUGGGAGAGAAGUGGGAAGAUUGCGAGUCACGUGGAUGGUGGAGAGGCAGGAGGUAGCGGUUUGGGUGGUGGAUGGAGACUUUAUAACAAACAAAAAAAUGUUGGGAGAAGCGGGGAUACCCAUUAAACGUGGAAAGUUGUUUCCAACGUCGGUUCAACGUUGGCUCGGCAAGUGCGGAAUGUUUAUUGGGUACAAGUAAGUUUCAGAUAUCCCUCGAAUUACCAAAUGGGUGCGGUUCUUCAAUAAACAGACGGCUUCAGACGACGCGUGGCGUGCAUCGGAAAUGGAUUUCCCCAUGAAUUUAAGACUCAAAUAAAUAUGGAUGCGUUUGG